Molecule: messenger RNA, 7462 nt
Organism: Alosa sapidissima (American shad)
Lineage: Eukaryota; Metazoa; Chordata; Actinopteri; Clupeiformes; Clupeidae
Gene: fgfr3
Product: fibroblast growth factor receptor 3
Biological process (GO): positive regulation of kinase activity; positive regulation of MAPK cascade; multicellular organism development
Cellular component (GO): signaling receptor complex; membrane
Molecular function (GO): fibroblast growth factor binding; ATP binding; fibroblast growth factor receptor activity
Source: RefSeq, a predicted model, not a curated record
GCGAAAACGCUCACAGCGGGGACUUGGGGCUGAAAUUUGAUCUCCGCUAUUUUUUUCACUCUCUCAGGAACCGACGCGGUGAAUUGGGAGCAUUGGAAAGAGAGAGGGAGAGAGGGGGAGUACUCUGUGCCAAGCAUUCACGCAACGGCUGCACUCGCAAGUGAGCAGCACCCAGGCUCCAGUUGCGAACAGGCGGAGCGAGUGAACAGUUCCCCCUCCAUCGGCGGAGCAGUACGCAGAAUACGUCUCUGUGCGACCCAUCGCGGGUGAUCAUCACUGGUUCGAGUCGCACAUGGAUGGUACUACUCUCACCCACUGACUUGAGGUUAAACACGGAAAAACGAGACACUGCGCCAUCCUCCGCAUUUUUUUAAAUCAUUUUCAGGGCGGCAGCAGCUCUUCAACAGGGAUUCUCCCAACUGAAAGUCACUGCGAGGCGGUGUGUUUCAGGAGGAUUUGUGCACCGACCCCAAGACUCACUAUCUUGACUGGAUUUAAGAAACCUUAACUAAUAAUCUUUCGUCAACGUGCUGCUAUUGUUUUCUGCAACUUUUAAAGGAAUUUUAGAGGAACUACCACAAAGCCGAGCGCAUGUAGCACGAAUUCGUGGAAGAGGGAUUAUUGUCCAAUUACUGUGGAGGAGCGUGUGGCAGCGAGUGUGUGUGUCUGUGUGUGUGAGUGUUUUUCCUGGAUCGGUCCCGCCGAGUCAGCAUUGUGGUGUGGUGUGCGUGUGUGAGUGUGUGUCGUCAGCAUGCAUCGGUCGGCAGGGGACGAUGUCUGAUUCUGGUUUCCGUGGUUACCGCUCUCCUUCGGGCAUGAUUGCCCUCUGGGUCACUCUCCUCCUUUCUGUCAUCCCUCCAUCUGACGCAGCCCCUCGAAUUCCCAGUGCUGCACCGACAGACUCUGUGUCUAGUGAGGUGUCGUUCCUGGAGGACCUGGUGGUGGGUGUGGGGGAUAACUUGGACCUCUCCUGCAGCCCAGACGACUACGCCAUCCCCGUGGUGUGGCACAAAGACGGCGUUGCCCUGUCGCCUAGCAACCGCACCCGCAUCGGUCAGCGCGUGCUGCGCGUCAUCAACGUCUCCUACGACGACGCCGGGGUCUACUCCUGCAGACACGCCCACGGCAAUGUGCUGCUCAGCAACUACACCGUCAAAGUUACUGAUUCUCUCUCGUCCGGCGAUGACGAGGACUACGACGAGGACUCGGACUACACAGCAGAAGCCCCGUACUGGACACGGCCGGAUCGCAUGGAGAAGAAGCUAUUGGCUGUCCCAGCGGCCAAUACGGUGCGGUUUCGCUGUGCUGCCGCGGGCAACCCCAGUCCGAGUAUCCAUUGGCUGAAGAAUGGGAAGGAGUUCAAAGGUGAACAGCGGAUGGGCGGGAUCAAGCUGCGGCACCAGCAGUGGAGUCCUGGUGAGGAGAGUGCUGUGCCCUCCGACAGGGGCAACUACACCUGCGUGGUGCACAACAAAUAUGGCACCAUCACACACACCUACCAGCUGGACGUGCUGGAGCGCUCGCCUCACCGGCCCAUCCUGCAGGCGGGUCUGCCGGCCAAUCAGACGGUGGUGGUGGGCAGCGACGUGGAGUUCCACUGUAAGGUGUACUCGGACGCCCAGCCUCACAUCCAGUGGCUCAAACACAUCGAGGUCAAUGGCAGCCGCUAUGGCUCUGAUGGAGUACCAUACGUCAACAUCCUUAAGACUGCGGGUAUUAACACCACCGAUAAGGAGCUGGAGGUUCCUCUCCUCUCCAACGUGUCUUUUGAGGACGCCGGCGAGUACACUUGUCUAGCGGGGAACUCUAUCGGCUAUGCCUAUCACUCUGUGCUAACCGUGCUCCCAGCAGUGGAGCCGGGAAAGGAGGACGACUAUGCGGACAUCCUGAUCUACGUGACGGGCUGCGUUCUCUUCAUCCUGGCUGUAGUCAUUGUCAUCCUGUGUCGCAUGCGCAUGCACACCCAGAAGACGCUGCCAGUCCGCCUGUCCCAGAAACUGUCCAAGUUCCCCCUCAAGAGACAGGUAACAGGAAGUAUAUACAAGAUUCUAGAGAAACGUACGCUCUUUCUCUACCUCUCAUGCUUUCCUCUCUCCAUCCCUUUCUCCCUCUCUCUCUCUCUCUCUCUCUCUCAACCCCCUCCCCCACCAUGGACGUUCCCCUGGACUAGGCUGACACUGGGGAAACCUCUAGGAGAAGGUUGCUUUGGGCAGGUGGUGAUGGCCGAGGCAAUUGGUAUUGACAAAGAGAAACCCAACAAGCCCCUCACUGUCGCAGUCAAGAUGCUCAAAGACGAUGCGACAGAUAAAGACCUGUCAGAUCUGGUGUCAGAGAUGGAGAUGAUGAAGAUGAUCGGCAAGCACAAAAACAUCAUCAACCUGCUGGGAGCGUGCACACAGGACGGCCCUCUGUACGUGCUGGUGGAGUAUGCAUCGAAGGGGAACUUGCGUGAGUACCUGCGGGCAAGACGUCCUCCUGGGAUGGACUACUCCUUUGACACCUGCAAGAUCCCCAACGAGCAGCUCACCUUCAAAGACCUGGUCUCCUGCGCAUACCAGGUGGCCCGGGGCAUGGAGUAUCUUGCCUCACAGAAGUGUAUUCAUAGAGACCUGGCCGCACGGAACGUUCUGGUGACGGAGGACAAUGUGAUGAAGAUUGCAGACUUUGGCCUGGCCAGAGACGUGCACAACAUAGACUACUACAAGAAGACCACCAAUGGCCGACUGCCCGUCAAAUGGAUGGCACCGGAGGCGCUGUUCGACAGAGUCUACACACACCAGAGUGACGUGUGGUCGUAUGGGGUGUUGCUCUGGGAGAUCUUCACGCUAGGCGGCUCGCCCUACCCUGGCAUCCCCGUGGAGGAGCUCUUUAAGCUGCUGAAGGAGGGACAUCGCAUGGACAAGCCAGCCAACUGCACCCAUGAACUGUACAUGAUCAUGAGGGAGUGUUGGCAUGCUGUUCCAUCUCAGCGGCCCACGUUCAGACAGCUGGUGGAGGAUCACGACCGCGUGCUGUCCAUGACCUCCACUGAUGAGUACCUGGACCUGUCGGUGACGUUUGAGCAAUACUCCCCCGCAUGCCCUGACUCGGGCAGCACCUGUUCCUCGGGCGACGACUCUGUGUUUGCCCACGACCCACUCCCUGAUGCUCCCUGUCUCCCUCGCCAUCACCACGGCAACGGUGUCAUUAGGACGUAGCCCUCCAUAGAGCCCCCCCCCCCCACACACACACCUUAUUCUGGAGUGGAUACCAUGCUUUGGAGGAAAUGCCGAGUCACCCUCUCCACCCAGUUGUGCCAAGUCAUGGUUCUGAGCAGCACUUAACAGGUGGAAAAAGAACUGUAGAACUGUCAGCAUUUUUUUUCUGUUUUCUAUGUGAAGGAUGGACAUUUGUCUGUUUUUCUUUCUUCUUCCAGAUAUUUUUUUUUUCAUUCUGAAAUGAAAAAUUCCUAUUUUUGUACUUGGCCAGUUUCUUAAACCAUUCAGUCGGAACUUUCUGGACGGUCUUACCAUUCCGUGCCUAUCCCCCCCCCCCCCCCCCCCCAAAAAAAAAGACACACACCGACAGCAAAUACACACUCAAAGGGAGAUAAAGGAACCACAAGGACAACCAACAGUGCUGCCACGCAACUGAACAUUGAGAGGUGUGUGAGUGAGUGUGUGUGUAUGCAUGUGUGUGUGUGUGUGUGUGUGUGUGAGAGAGAGAGCCCUUUACACGUACAGCAAGUUAUAUCCCUUACUGCAAUAGCUGAAGCCAGAAUCAGACUAACCCACAUGGCCAGUUCUUCCCCUCCUUACCUCUGCAUACUGGCUCUCCUGGACUCCUAAAGGCUGAAGAAAGAGAGAGUUAUCCCCCACCAACUCUUUUUUUUCUCUCCAUGGAUGAGGGGAUGAGGCAUGAAGGAGUGCACAGUUCAUAAACAAUAAACGAGUGCAGGACUCGACUCAUGCAGUUAUUCUUCCUGAGUGAAAAGACAAAAAAAGAAAAAAAGAAUUUUAAUAUGCUUGGAGGUUGGACAAUACUUACGUUUAAGAUUUGUGCUUUUGUAUGUCCUGAAAAAAAAAGUUUUUUAUUGUAAAUAUAUAAAUAUAAGAACACUAUGUAUCAUACUUGCAAUCUGCAACGGUGUACUUUAAAGGAAAAGUGGACUUUUUCUUUACUGACAUUUUAAAAUCAGAGUAUUGCAAUGGAAAGAACACUGCUGAAGAUUGUGGAAACGUUUAAAUCUAAAAUGAUACAACAAAAAGGUUUUAUUUGAAUAAUUAACUUGUAUAUUUGUAAAGGUAUUUAUAGACAAUAACAUACAGUUUUUAAGGUUUAAAAAAUAUAGUCUAGGAUUUUGGUACUGUAACAUUUUUUUUUUUUUUUUUCAGAUUUUAAUUUUUCUUGUAACUUAUUUACAACAGAAGUGCAACAUUAUUUUUCUCAACUGUUUUUUUGUUUAUUUUUUAUUUUCUUUUUUAUACACAUCUUUUUUGUUUACAGGUGAAAGAAUGUAUGGAAAGUGUUAUUAAGAAAUAUUUUGAUUGGAUAUGAAAACCUAUCAUCAGCAACAUAAAUACCAGAACAAAAACAUGACAAAAAGUCCAAGGAAACCAAAUGUUUUUUUUUCCUGUUUUGUUUUCUGUCUGUUUAUUUGUUUCACUGUUUCUGUUGAUUUUAUUUUGACUGUGGCGUCAGUGUUAUAUGUUUGUACAUUGAGACAGCAAGUGAGGUUCCCUAUGCAGGCGUUAAACCCCAAGGUGUCUGUUUACUCUUAAAGACUGAACAGAAACUAACUGUCUGGUACAGAUCUCACUUAAAAGUAGGCCCUCAAGCACUUUUAGAUAUAGUAGACUUAGGAAAAACGUACAUGUUUAUGAUAAGAAAUUGACUUUUAGUAUUUUGAAAAACAGUGCCAAUUUAGGAGAGAUUGCCUUAGACUCCUUGCACCACAAUAAAAAUGUAAGCUCUUUUUCUGCCAAGGAUGCAUCUCUGCUUGUAUGCCAUCAACAUGAAAUGAAUGUGACUUAAACUAAGCUAAGCUCUUUGAAAACAAAGUACUAUGCGAAGUCCAUAGGACACGUUUGCAAAAGUUGUGCCUGGCAUCGGAAACCACACUGCUGCUGUAAACUGUAACCACAGUGUUUCUGCAUAUGAAGGAAGGCUCUUUGGCCUAAAACCCUGAAAACUCGACACAAAGAACUAUAGAAUACAAAACAACAAACAGUAGGCUAGAGGAUUUUUUUUUUAAAUGUGAGAGUGUGUGUGUGUGUGUGUGCAUACCUAUGGAUGCUUCAUCACAAUAAAUUGAAAUGUUUAAAUGAAACUGUAAUGACAAUGUACAACGGAAACGUUCUGUAAAAGUGCCAAAAACUUUUCCAUUCUUUUUAUAUUUUUCCUUCUUCCCACGUUGCAUUCUUAAUGAUAAACAAUCCCACGUUGCCUCUGGGCAUACUCAAGACAGACUCUUGUUCCAAGUGGAUAUACUGUACAGGGGCUUGUGGGAUAUCGGAAACCCCUCAGGAGGACCUUGGAGUUACAGAUGUUUACAAAAUGAAUUUGAAAUUGGCAAUAAUCAUGGAACGGUGAGACAGAGAGAAAGAGAGGGAUCAGAGAAAGAGAGAGAUGGAGAGAGAGAGAUAAACAUGCUGCUAGAAUUGAAAAAAGUGUAAAAGAGACAGUGAUGUUGGUCUUAAAUGCAGUAUGUCAUUUUUUUUUCUUUGUUGUUGUUUCGUCUUGUUUUAUUAUUGUUGUUCCUCCAAACAUUUUAAUUGGCAAUUUUUUUCCUAUUUUCCUACACAUUAAGUGCCUGAUAUGGGAGGAGAAAAGGGAAAGGAAGUGAAGAGAAGAAGAGUGACGCUAUUCCUGCUGAAUGUAACAGCUGCACUUCUCAUCCUGCUUGGAUUGGGAAGGAGAUUGUCAAUCUAGAUUAAUACCAAGUCAAAGUUACAGGGCCAGAUUAGGAUUGGAAAAAAUAGGUGGCACUUGUCUCAGAGAUGGAGAGCGGUGAGAUUGAUGCUGAAGCUCUUAAUUUAUUUCUGUUGGAAGUUGGAGCUGGAAAGCUUUCCCUAUGGUGAGAGUUGCUAUCACUCUUUAGAGAGCAGUUGAAGACGGGCCUAAUCUGGCUCUGGUUCGGCCCGGUUCUGGUCCGGCCAUCUUGUGCCUCAGCUCCGCGCUAGAUCUCCUCCAGACCUGGCUGUCAUCUGAGUUCUUCCUGCACUUCUCACUUGUCCUCCUCUUGUUCUUUUGGUUUGCCUCUCGCUCUCUCUCUCCCUUUCUGUUUUUGUCUGUGAGAGUGCCAGAGUCGUGGUGGGUGUUCGUACGGAACACGGCUCCUGUCAGGAGGUGCUGGGCAUAUUAGUGCAGACAGGGCAAUCACCAAGUGACAAAGCCAAGCCACUUGGAUUAGGAUGCGCAGAUCAGAUGUAGACCAUGCAGGGUCUGUGUGUGUGUGUGUGUGUGUGUGUGUGUGUGUGUGUGUGUGUGUAAAACUGAGAGGGAACAGCCAGUGAUGUUACAGCUUCUGUUUACUUUGAACCCCACCCUCGGUCCUCUCCUCUACUACUGAAGGUCCCUCAGAGGGGUCCUCUCAACUGCCUGAUCACAAAUACUUCUUUAUUUAUUCUUAUUGUGAUGUAUUUAUACUAAUCUGUUUUGUUUUCUUUUAGUUUUGGUCGAAGGUAGCCAUUUUGUGACCCUCCCUUAAUUUAAGAUGGAGGCUGAGAGAGAGUGUGUGUUUCAGGUCAGUUAGGGGUCAGGAGAUUGUGAAUACAGGUGAAUUAUCUGGGACAUUCUAUGAACGUCUGAAAACUUCGAUACUAGUUGGAAUAAUUAGCAAUACAGUCUGACCAUCGUUCUUCCAUUCAUUUGUAUUUCCUUUUUUUGUUCUAUAAUUCUUUUUUGAUAAUUUCACUACAGCUCUUACUAGACAUUAAAAAGUUAAAUUUAUAGAUUAUUUUUUUCACAAACAGUUGUUGGACAUCCGGUAGAUUUAUAUAUAGGUGUGUGAAUUUGAGUUAAGAGCGAAAAAAUACUUUUUUUCUUUACAGUGUUUUGAAAAAUAUAAAGCUUUUAACCAAGCAAUGCAUUCCAUGUAGAAGCUCUUUCUUCCCAGAGUUUGCCAAAAUUUAACACUUCUUUUUAGCAGAAUGAACAUAAUCCAAGAUUUUUUUUCAUUUCUGUCUUUCAUUUGCUCAGAUCUUAACAAAUCCAUGAAAAGAUGUAAGCUGAUUGACUAACAGUUUGGAAUGAAGAAAGUUCAAUGUUUCGUGUCAAUUUUUCAAUCUUUUUUUCCUCACAGUUCUUCUCUCUGUGUCAUGAUCUCUCUGGAACAUUCCUCUAUGUUAAAGCUCCACCCCCACUAGGCGGGGCCUAAGCUCAAUACUCUCAUAUCAGUGUGUGCCUGACAAAAAACUAUGCUGUCAAAACAAAAAAGGUGUUUAAAAGAACGUUUCAAUAAAGGAGUUACAACAUGAAACUA